This is a messenger RNA of Hemibagrus wyckioides, 2711 nucleotides long. RefSeq names its product TRAF2 and NCK interacting kinase a (gene tnika). Lineage: Eukaryota; Metazoa; Chordata; Actinopteri; Siluriformes; Bagridae. The record is from RefSeq and is a predicted model, not a curated record. The transcript is spliced from 14 exons. Gene Ontology annotation, cellular component: cytoplasm. Gene Ontology annotation, biological process: neuron projection morphogenesis; regulation of MAPK cascade; protein phosphorylation. Bases 124 to 2226 code for a protein of 700 amino acids. Gene Ontology annotation, molecular function: protein serine/threonine kinase activity; ATP binding.
GCCUCAGAUGAUGAUCUGCACUGAAGCGAAACAAAGUGAAAGGAAACGAGCAGCAGCGAAAAAACUCUGCACUUUAUUUAUUUAUUUAUUUAACUUGGAAAUACUUAUAUUUUUGGUGUAAAGAUGGCGAACGAUUCUCCAGUGUCACCUCUGAACCAGAUCGAUCUCUGUUCUUCCCAGGACCCUGAGAAGAUCUUCAUUCUGGACAAGAUGGUGGGAAGUGGCUCAUUCGGUGAGGUGUUUAAGGCUAAACAUAUUAAAACAGGAGAGCCUGCUGCUAUCAAAGUCAUUAAAGUAAAUUUGGUGAAUCUGGAGGAUCUGAAGUCUGAGAUCAACCUGCUGAAGACCCAGUCUCACCACCGCAACAUCGUGGAGUAUUACGGAGCUUUCGUCAAGAAAGGAACAUCUGUCACUUCUGGAGACCAACUGUGGUUGGCCAUGGAGUUCUGUGGCGGUGGUUCUGUCUCCGAUCUGAUUAACAGCACAAAAGAAAAGCGUCUAAGUGAGGACUGGACUGCGGUCAUCACCGGAGAAAUCCUCAAGGGUCUGGCUCACCUCCAUAAAUACAAAAUCAUUCACAGAGACAUUAAAGGCCAGAACGUGCUGUUGACCGAUCGUGCUGAGGUCAAACUGGUGGACUUUGGUGUGAGUAAGCAGACAGACGGCAACAACUCUAAGCAGAACACAUUUAUUGGGACUCCGUAUUGGAUGGCUCCAGAGGUCAUCAACUGUAAAGACUCUAAAGGUGCCUACGACUGGAAGAGUGAUGUGUGGUCACUGGGCAUCACAGCCAUCGAGAUGGCCGAAGGAGAACCACCUCUUUGUGGAAUGGGUGCCUUUCAGGCCAUGGCCAUCAUCGUGAAAGACGAAGCUCCGACUCUAAGUCCAGGCAAUUGGUCAGAUAGAUUCCAGUCAUUUAUCCACGGCUGCUUGGUGAAGGAUCCAUCCAAACGUCUGAGCGCUACCGAGCUGCUGAACCAUGCCUUCAUCUGCAAAAUCCGGAAACAGAUCCGACACGUCCGCCACGAGAUUAUGGCACACAGAAACAAACAGAAAGAAGGACAGAGGCUGGCUGAAGAGAUGAGAGAUGGUGAAGCUGAGCAGAUGGAGAGAGAGAGUGCUCUGGGCAAUUCACCACCAAGGCAGGCUGCUCUGAGUCCCAAGAUGUCCAAACAGGCUGAAAGUGAGCGCUACGGAAAACUGUUGCAGGAGCAUGUCAAGAGAAAGGAGUGGGAAAUAAAGCAUGUCAGGUCUGAAAUGAAGAGAAACUACAAAAAAUUGCAGCAGCAGCAGCAGCAUCUGGACCUGGCAGUGGACAACCAGAUCUAUCACAGCAACUGUCCACAACCUCAGAAGAUUCACUCAUCCAACCUGAAGAGGAGUCACGCUCGUCCCUCGUACAUGCGAAACUAUUCCGCUCAGCCUCAGCCUCAUCAGCAGCAGCUCAGCAGUUCACCCUCUAGCCCCGGGCCGGUGCCUCAGAUCUGCAUCUCGCCUCAGAAUGAUUUCGGCGUCCAACAGAAAAGCCGAAGCCCCGAUUCCAGGAAUCACAUCUUGAGGAAUUACAAUUCCUGGAACGCUGAUGCGGGUCAGAAUGGCAAGCGCCGCUCGGCCUCGGUCUCUCCCUGCCGGAGAGGAGAACAAAGCAGCUACAGGGAUGAAAACGGGAACAGCCUGAGGAACAUGAUGCAGAUGUCCAGGAGCCAGGAGAACUUCCAAAACCUGGGGCUCAUCGAUCUAUCCUCUUCUGCUCCCGAACACUUGUUUCGGCAGAUGAUGGACAAGCGAGAGCGCCGCUUGUACUCUGUGCCUCAUGGGAAUUUCCUUGAUGUUCCUCAGCAGCAGCUCCUGUCACCCGUGUGCCACAUAGAGGAGAAAGAAAAUGCUAAAAAAGACAAUCUGCAUUCUUCCUAUCAGGAUCCCUCCAGCUUAUACGUGCAGAACAACCUGGGGUUUGUCAAACCCAACAGGAACCAGGCCAGGCACUCAGAAUCCGCCUGUGGUCAGGACUUCCUGGUCAUGCCUGAUAUGCCACACAAAAACAAACAUGGUGUUAUUAAUUCAGUGAAGGAAAUGAUUAGAAUCCUGGGACUUUCACCUCGCGCAUCACCAUACCAAAGUCCAGCGUCCUCCAGAUCUCCCUCUCCGGGCAGCAGCCCCACACCGUCCACCCCCUGCGACUCGCCCUUUAGCCCCUCCGCAGAAUGGCCUGUUAGACCCAGCUAAACACACGCAUGUCUGUGUAAAGAACUUUUUUAUCCAUGUGAAUACUCAAUUUAGCCAGAAACAAAAAAACCUGUAGAUCUGUAGAUUUCUCUAUGUCUUUUUUCUUCCACACAUUUCCUGCGGUUCUAACAUCACUGCUCAUUUUACAUUUUAUACACACUAUAUAUUGUGAUAUAUCUCACACACACACACCAUGUAUUAUUUUUAUAAUCGUUACUAUUUCAGAAGAACGUGUGCAUAGCUGUGUCCGUGUCACAGACCAGCAUUUGGGGUUCUUUUCAUUUUUAUUUUUUUAAAGGAGAUCUAGCUGAUUAUAUGUGGAUUAUUUUUUUCUUUUUUCAGCUUUGUUCACAUUUUACAAACAACUAACUGUGAAUUUUUUUGUACAAUGAUACUGUAUUAUUGAUGUUAUUGACUUUUAUUGAUAGUUAAGAUACUGGAUUAUUGAGGAUUAAGAUUCUGGAUUAUUGCCUAAUGUUUUGAUG